CAUGGUACCACAAACUUUUUACCCUUAAACUUUUAAAACCAAAGUUUCAAAAGUCUUUCUUCUAUAUAAAAUAUUCAACUAGAAGAUCACAACUAGUUUGAAUUUAGCUAUCCUUGACUGAUUGUUGUAAAACAGCAGAAUUCUCUCCAUGAAGUACGCUUUAGAGUAGUUCAACACAUUUUGACGAGAUGAAAAGAUUCUUGCGUAAGGUGGCCAAACAUUUUACAAGCGCAACGCAACCCCAAAUCCAAUUCCACAAACAUCUUAAACCAGCAAGAUUUAACCUGACUCUCAAAAGCUACCUCAGGUCUAAUCCUAUCAAGACUAUUUUGCUUUUCUCUGACUUGAUGAGAAAAAAGAUUUCUGCAGUAGAUAGCUACGCUCUCCUGUAUGUCAUCAAAGCUUGCACAAAGAAAUCCCUGGCCAUUGAAGGCAAACAAGCACAUACCCUUGUCAUCAAACUUGGCUACGAACCCAACAUUUUUCUUCAGACAUCGCUUAUGGAUAUGUACGCUGGAACUGCAAAUGUCGCUGAUGUCCAUCAGGUGUUUGAUGAAAUACCCAACAAGAAUGUUGUGUGUUGGACUUCACUGAUUUCAGCGUAUGUUCAGAACCAGAAACCAAAUAGAGCCAUAGAGAUAUUCAGGCAAAUGCAAAUGGUUGAUGUUGAGCCUGAUCAGGUAACUCUCACUGUUGCUCUGUCGGCCUGUGCUGAUCUGGGGGCGUUGGAUAAAGGGGAGUGGAUUCAUGAUUCGAUAAGUCGAAAGCCAGAGUUUAGUGAGGAUUUAUGUUUAAUGAAUGCUCUGUUGAACAUGUAUGUAAAAUGUGGGGAUAUCAGAAAAGCUAAGUUACUGUUUGAUAACGUUAAAAUAAAGGAUAUUAGGACUUGGACUUGCAUGAUUGUUGGGCAUGCAUUACACGGCCAAGCAGAGGAAGCGCUAAGGCUGUUUUCAGCAUUGGAAGCAGAAAACAAGUCAAGAUCAAGUAAAAGCCAAGGGACUAAAGACCAAUUACUUGUUCCCAAUGAUGUUAUGUUUAUUGGGGUUUUAAUGGCUUGUAGCCACGCAGGGAUGGUGGAAGAAGGGAAAAGGUAUUUUAGAAGUAUGAUUGAGGAGUAUGGCUUAAAGCCUAGGCUUUCUCACUUUGGUUGUAUGGUGGAUUUGUUAUGCCGUUGUGGGCUGCUAAACGAGGCGUAUAGUUUUAUUUUGGCAAUGCCUAUUCAGCCAAAUGCAGUUAUAUGGAGAACACUACUUGGCUCUUCUGCCGUUCAUGGCAAAGUAGAGCUUGCUGCAGUGGCUCGGUCUAAAUUAGGUGAGUUAGAGGUUAGUCUCGUUGGUGAUGAUGUUGCAUUGUCUAAUAUUUAUUCUGCCAAUGGCAUGUGGGAGGAGAAAAUAAUGCUUAGACAUGAGAUGAGACAAAGGAGAACUCCUGGCUGCAGUUCAGUUGAGGUGGGAAAGUUGCAUUCUUGAAUGUUAAUGAAGAGAAGUGCUCAUCCUUUGCACUAUGGUCUUGCUCUCUUCGUCGGGACAUAAGAACAUUUAUCAAUUUGUCAUCUUGUUAUCAAUGACAUUGGGCAGAAAGUUUCAAAUAUAUGACUGUUCGUAAUAUUGUUAAUUCAAAAAGAAAUUUCUGGUAUAUAGAAAGGAUGCCGAUAAGUGUAUGGCAUUUGACAAAGUGAAGGAAAAAUAAGACUGCCAGGACAUGACAAAGACGUGAUAAAAAUCCAAAAAUUGUAAAGACUUGAUACUCUAUUUACCAUGUCCUUGUAUUUUCUAUAUACUAUAACAAUUUUCGGAAUGCGCGAAAAAUCUACAUGCUCUUUUCUCUUCUUUUUUUUCUCUUUCCAUUUUGCUUCU
Molecule: messenger RNA, 1856 nt
Organism: Nicotiana attenuata
Lineage: Eukaryota; Viridiplantae; Streptophyta; Magnoliopsida; Solanales; Solanaceae
Product: putative pentatricopeptide repeat-containing protein At1g74400
Exons: 1
Coding region: 189-1469 (426 amino acids)
Biological process (GO): RNA modification
Molecular function (GO): RNA binding; protein binding
Source: RefSeq, a predicted model, not a curated record